AUCCAUCAUUGUAGUUGUAAAUAAAUAAAUUGUAACUGUAGUUAUGGCAGAUCCUAUCACGUGCCACAUCCUAAAUACUACGGUAGGUAAACCAGCUCACGAUGUACUCUGUCAGCUCUAUUAUUUAGGACCCCUUCAAGAUGCGGAUACUUUUGCUGAAACCACUGUUGAGUCAGGAUCAGGAACGGGAUCGGAUAUACAUCCGAUAGCCAUGGCUAAGACCGAUAAGGAUGGACGAAUUAAGAAGUGGAUAAUAGAUCCUUACCGAGAUACUAGUGAAGCAGGUAUAAGUAAUAAGAGUCAAUGGACUCAACCCAAACCAGGACUCUAUAAGAUUAAAUUCUAUACGGCAGGAUACUUUAAAGCCUUAGGCUCGGCAAGUUUCUUCCCGUGGAUCGAGAUUCAUUUCCAAAUUGAGGAUCCGGCCGAUGCUCAUUACCACAUUCCAUUAUUAUUAUCCAAUCAUAGUUAUACAACAUACAGGGGCAGUUAA
Molecule: messenger RNA, 493 nt
Organism: Scheffersomyces amazonensis
Lineage: Eukaryota; Fungi; Ascomycota; Pichiomycetes; Serinales; Debaryomycetaceae
Exons: 1
Coding region: 44-493 (149 amino acids)
Biological process (GO): purine nucleobase metabolic process
Molecular function (GO): hydroxyisourate hydrolase activity
Source: RefSeq, a predicted model, not a curated record